Mobula hypostoma (lesser devil ray) is the source of this 7767-nucleotide messenger RNA. RefSeq names its product major facilitator superfamily domain containing 13A (gene slc68a1a). NCBI's taxonomy places the organism in Eukaryota, Metazoa, Chordata, Chondrichthyes, Myliobatiformes, Myliobatidae. The transcript has 12 exons. The coding region runs from base 690 to 2216 and encodes 508 amino acids. The record is from RefSeq and is a predicted model, not a curated record.
UUAGCGGAGAGACGGGGUGAUUGGAACCGUGGCGGGUCGGUCCCUUUCGUUCGGUCGCGCCCGGAGUUGGCUGCCCCCGCUUCGGCCAUGGGCACUCCUCAAGCAGUUGCUACCACCACUUUACGGGGCUACUGGUGUGGAUUAAUGGAGGGCUGUCUUUAAAAGUGGAGUUCUACUUUCUAUUGCAAGUAGUAUUGGAGAGUGAAAACCUUACCAAAGUACAGGAAUUCGCCAAGUUGAGUAAAGCUGAUAUCGUUUGGCGGUUUUGGAGAGGAUCGACCUUUAUUGAAUCUUCGUUCAAGAAAAAGUGACCUGCAACUGAGAUAUCCCCUGCUAAAGUAGGAAGGAUAGUGCAGUGUCUGUUCUCCAGCGGAAAAGGCAACAUUCCGGUGAAUCUGCUCUACGCAUCCUGCCUGCAGUACUCUUCUCUUAGUCAUGACUCUUGCCAUUUUCUGUCUCUGAGAUCUGUGGGGUCGAUGAAUACAUUCAAGAUGCUGCCUGACUUGCUGAGAUCCUCCACCAUUUUGUGCAUGUUGCCCAAGAUUUCCACCAACUGAAGAAUCUCCUGUGCUUAUGGCAUUCACCAUGUUUUUCCUCUGACUGCUGCUGUCCUAACUUUGAGCCUUCUGCGAUGAUCCAAGUGAAAUGACCAAGAAGCUGGUGCUACGAUGUAAUGGAUAGUUGAAGUCAUGGGAAUUAGACCUGCUAGCUGCCUGAACAUUCCUACCGCGGUGCUGUAUGGUUCCCUGUCACUCUUCGUCUCCAUUCUGCAUAAUGUCUUUCUCCUGUACUAUGUGGAUACAUUUGUAUCUGUUUACAAAAUCGAUAAAUUAUCCUUCUGGAUUGGUGAGACCAUUUUUCUCCUAUGGAAUAGUCUUAAUGAUCCAUUAUUUGGAUGGCUAAGCGACCGCUCAUUUCUGAGCACACAACAGUCGGGUGAAACAAUUUCCUCUCCUGAAGUAGUGUUGAAGAGACUGAAGGCGUUAAUGCGAAAUGGUCCUCUAUUUGCACUCUCUUUCCUCUCAUUCUGGGUGGCAUGGGCCCAGCCAGGAGUACAGUUCCUCAUCUGCCUCUGUUUGUAUGACGGAUUCCUCACUGUUGUGGACCUCAAUCAUAAUGCCUUACUGGCAGACUUGGCAGUAUCAGAAAAGGACAGGACUAGAUUGAAUUUUUACUGUUCACUUUUCAGUGCCCUUGGGUCCCUAUCUGUGUUUAUGUCCUACGCAGUGUGGAACAAGGAAAACUUUGUCUCAUUUAGACUCUUCUGUGCAGCGAUGGCUGCCUUUUCUAUUUUUGGAUUUAGUUUAUGCACUUGGCUUCUCAGACAACGAUUUCAAUCAGAAGUUGAAGUCAAAUAUGCAGAGACUUCCACGUUAAAGGAAUUGUACAUCAGUCCAGCACCUCUUGCCCAAGAGCAGACACUGACACUUGCAGAGUAUUUGAAACAGUUGUCCAGACACCAAAAUUUUGUUUGGUUUGUGUCCAUGAACUUGGUGCAGGUAUUUCACUGCCAUUUCAACAGUAACUUCUUCCCUCUGUUUCUGGAGUAUCUACUUUCAGACAAAAUCUCACUCUCCACAAGUUCCUUUCUCCUAGGUGCUUCGUACAUUGCUCCACAUUUGAACAACCUUUACUUCCUGUCACUGUGCCACAGAUUUGGAGUUUAUGUGGUCAUUCGAUGGUUGUUCUUUCUGAAACUGGUGCUCAGCCUGAUCAUGUUGUUGGCAGGUCCAGAUCAAAUCUACCUACUUUGUUUCUUCAUAGCCAGUAACCGAGUGUUCACAGAGGGGACGUGCAAGCUUCUGAACCUGGUCAUCUCGGAUCUAGUGGAUGAAGAUUUUGUGAUGAACAAGAGGAAGCAGGCAGCUUCAGCCCUGCUGUUUGGCAUGGUUGCCUUGGUGACGAAACCCGGACAGACAUUUGCCCCACUAAUUGGCACUUGGCUUUUGUAUGUUUAUACAGGCUAUGACAUUUUUCAGCAUGAUGCACUACGUGACAUUGUGAGCACAAAGCCAAUAGUGGAACCCAAUGCAGUCUGGCUGAAGGCUAUCCGCCAGGGCUGCUUCUACCUGUUGGUCUUCAUCCCUAUAACGUGUGGUGUGCUGCAGCUUCUAGCCUGGUCUCAGUUCAGCCUCCAUGGUAAACGGCUUCAGGCAAUAAAAUCACUGAGACAGAACACAUAUCAAGAGGGCCUGCGGGACGUAAAGGCUGUGUAAGCCACCAUUCCCAAUCUGUCUACAAUUAUCCGUCCACAUCUGCCAGAUUUCACCUAACUCUACUGACUCAUACUUCAGCUCAGGAUGUGGAAACCUGCAGUGGACCAAUAUAUUUUGUUUAUCUGAACUCCAGAUGUCGAUUAUGUAGCAAAUAUUGACUAAUAGUUAAUUACACAUGUGCCUAACCAAUAUUUUGUUACUUGGCCUUUGAUUCACUAGAGGACCACACAUUGUAUUUGAAGUGUAGGAAAUAUUUUAAUAGCUUACACAUACAAAGUCAUAAGAUCUGCUAUGUUUAUGAUCCGUUAUUGUGCUGUGAAUUUUAUCCAAAUAGAAUUCCCUGAUUGAUUUUGGAGCCAACCUUUUGUAAAAUUGGUUGCAUAAAAAGUUUGGUAUUGUUAUAAUAUUUGUGUCCUUUGUUAAAUGAUAUUUCAGAAUUUAAUAGUACUUUGUAUGUGAAACUGGGAAGACAAACUGUGAUGGAUCUCACCUAUUGUUUUGUUAAGGUCUACGCAAAUUAUAAAUUUCCAGCUCUCUGUGGAAUGAGAAUAAGCAGACUUGCUGAAGGCUUAUUGGACAUGAACUUCAAGCAUCUAGUUUCUCUCAAAUCCUCGUUGAGUUCAAUUGUUCUGCAGCAGCACAGGGACAAGGUUGGCAACAGAGGCCAGUCAUUGGGGCAGAACUUCAGAUCCGACUGUACUUGACCUGGGCCAUACCUACCCAAUGUUGACAACUGGUGGCAAAACAGGAAAUAUCCCGCAAAGGUACCGAAGAAGCUCUGUGGUGUCCUUGAAGAGAAGAAUGCUGACAUUUUGGGUUGAGACCCUGAGUUAGGAUGUCCUUGUUGACUGUCCAAUUCCCUGCAUAGAAACUGCCUUCCUCCAGUGCUUUGUAUGUUGCUCCAGAUUUCCAGUACCUGCAGUCUCUUGAUCUACGGGAAAUAUACCUAUCUAUCAUAUAAAAGUCUUCAAACUUUAUUUCCUUCACCUAGCACUUUCUUAAGAGGUAUUCCUGCUGCCAAAACUUUGCUGUGAAUGAAAGUGAUUCCAGGUCAUAUCGAGGCUAGAUGCUCCAUAUUUUUGUCUACUCCUUGUUUCUCCGCAAGAGUUCAUCCUGCUUGUGUGUUCCAGCUGUGCAAUCAUUCACACCUCUGUUCCAGAUAUAUUGGGUACUAAAGUUGGACAACACCACCUGAAAUUGUCUGUAUGGUGAGACGCUUGUAUGAAUCUGACUAACUGAUAAUCCAGUCUUUUAAAUUCACCGCAGUCUCUCAUUCACCCAGACCGAACCUUGUCAUUGGGAAGAAUGUUUCUGUUUAAGCAACACACAUAAAAAUUGCUGGUGAACGCAGCAGGCCAGGCAGCAUCUAUAGGAAGAGGUACAGUCGACGUUUCGGGCCGAGACCCUUCAUUUCUGUUUGACAAGUUUGCAUACGAUUUUCAGAGUUGCUGGGAGAACCUUUUUUAAAAACUGCAGAGGCCAUUUUCUCUUGCCACGUGGGACACAACUAAAAGAUUCCAGAGUGGAGACGUGAGAACUCAGAUGCUGGAAUCUGACACAAUGCAAGUCACUAGAGGAACUUAGCAGGUCAGGUAGUAUGGAUGGAGGGAAGUGGACAUUCCCCUCCAUCGAUGUGCCUGAUGUGCUGAGUCCCUCUAGUGCUAAGGACUGCUAUACUGAGGUUUCCUUUGCAUACAAAGCCUGCUUUGGUGUUCUUCUGUUUCUAAUCUUGAACCCUCAUCCCUAAGCAGUGUUAAUUUGCACAAUUGAAUGUAUUUUCCACCCCCACCCCGGAGCUGCUCAUUGCCUUCACAAGCCAAGAGCUGCACUUUCCAGUCACAUUAACUGAGUCCUCUAGCUAUCUCCAGUACUCCAGGCCCGGUUUUCCAAACUGCGGAGAGAUGUUCCCAGAGGCUACAUCCCACAUGCAGCGGGUUCUGAUCCUGAUGGAUCCCAUUGGGUUCCGAGUUCAGGGGUCAAUCCAGUAUUGUUCAACGAUCCCGGGAUUUGAUACCGAUAUCUCUGAGCAAGUACUGGGUUACAGCACAUCCUUGUACUGUAAACCUCUGGUAUGAUAGACCUCCUGCUUAUUGAGAAGACAAAUUUGGUGCAUACAGAAGAAUCAGCUAGUAAGAUUGAAAGUAUAUGUGUGUGUAUUUGUGUGAUCACUUGCUUCUCUGGAGUCUUUUCUUCACUGCAUCUGCCAUAAUUUGAGGAAAUGCUCCAGACACAGGUCACUGUGCUGUGGGGUCUAUUCAUUGGACUCUCGAUCGUUUGUGGAGUAUUAUAGGGAAUGGAGAUGAUCAGGAAUCUCUGGUUAUGAUCCACGUGCAUGGACAGGAGUUAGGCUUGAUGGAGAGGCUCAGAACCAGGCUGAUUAUCACUGACGUGUUGUGAAAGUUGUUGUUUUGUGGUAGCAGUGCAGUGCAAUACACAAGACGUACUAUAAAUUAUCGUAAGAAAUAAAUACUAAAUGAAGUAGUGCAAAAUAAUGGGGUAGUGUUCAUGGGUUGGUUCAUUGUUUUAAGAAAUCUGACGGCAGUGUGAGAGAGCCUGUUCUUUAGGGCAUGUCCCAAAAAGUACUCUAUUGGUUCUCCUCCAUCUUUCCUCCUACAAAUCUAUCAGCAGGACACAUUUACCAUUUAAAAAGUUGUUUCCCAUUAAAUGCUUGAGAUACAGGGUCUGAGUAUUAUUAGUCUGUCCUUAUUAAGGGCCUUGCUGUCCUCUCGUUUGCUCGUUAUGUGCGGCAUUGUAUGACAUGGGUGAUCAUGGUCUUUCUAUGACUCUAAUUGUUCUUGGCAAAUUUUUCUACAGAAGUGGUGUUGCCAUUGGCACCUUCUGGGCAGUCUUUACAAGACUGUGACCCCAGCAAUUAUCAAUACUCUUCAGAGAUUGCCUGGUGUUAGUAGUUGCAUAACCAGGAAUUGUGAUGUGCACCAGCUGCUCCCGUGGCUUCACAUGGCCCUGAUUGGUGGUGGAGGGGAGGGAGCUAAGCAGAUGCUACACUUUGCCCAAGGGCAACAGGCUAACAGAGGGAAGGCAGAGACAUAUCCCCAGCCUGUUAUCAUCUAGUAUCUCCGCAACUGUGUAAAGAUCAGAAUUCGGUAGUUUCUCAUUUUGAGAGAGCACAUCAAAGAGAAAGAUUAGCCUUAUUUAUCACCUGUACAUCAAAGCAAUGAGGAUGGUAUUGGGCAGCUACUAGUGUCACCACUCUUCCAGCGCCAACGCAAUGUCCACAAGUUACUAACCCUAACCGUCGUCUUUGGAAUGUGGGAGGAAACCAGAGCACUGAGAGGAAAGGAACAUGGUCACGGUACAAAGUCCUAACAGACAGUGGCAGGAAUUAAACCCCUGUACGCUUUGUUCUGCAACCACUCCUUUGAAGAAAAACCUGCUACAGUUUCAAAAUGUUUUUUUUUAACACUCUUCCUUGUGAUAAUGUAACUGGUUUUAAUUCCCUCUUAUUGGUUACUCUUGUGCCAAUAUUUUCCUUGGCUUGAAUAAUAGACAGGAAGCUGUCAGACAUCCAAUGAGAUUUGCCUCAUCCCUCCCUGGCUGUAGCCCAAGGUAACCCUGUUAUUAGCAUUGGAACCACAGUGCCCAGUUCUCUGGUAGAAUAGCAGAUGAAGCUCCUGACCAAUGGCCUUUUGCUGGCUAUGCACUCAGCAGUAGAAACAUUGAUGGAAAAAGAUUCUGAUAUGAGAUUACUGGUGGGAAUCUUCCUGGGAGUUUCUUUCUACAGGAUAGCCCUGGAGAAUAAAUUGGUUCUGAUUUUGUCUAGACAUGCUUGACAAAAUUAGCUUAACAAGUCAAAAAAAUUUAGACAAAAAUUACUCCGUGAUAAUCAUGCCUCCACAGUAUUGAAUAGCAUCAGAAAUACAAGACUGAUUUUUUAAAAAGUCUCUAAAACUAGAGAGAAAAUUAGUUCUGUUACUUGUAAGAGCAAGCUUGUGCUGGAACUUUUCAACAUUGCAGGAGCUGGUUCUUAUGUAAACAUUAGAGAUUCUGCUGAUGCUGAAAAUCUAACACAACACAUCACACAUGCUGGAAGAAUUCAGCAUCUAUGGUGAAUAAACAGUAAUAGGCUGAGGCCCCCGAACACUAUUCUGACAUUUCCUCCCACCUUUCCAGUCCAGAUGAAGCGCCACUGCCUAAAACAUCAACUGCUUGUUCCCCUCCCCAGAAUCUGCUUAACACGUUCAGUUCCUCUAGCAUUUUGUAAGUGUUUCUCUAGUUCAUAUGUGAGGUGUUCAUAACCCAGAGAUGGUCUCUAGUUGUUUUUGAGGUAGAGUCCAAUCUCACUUUCGCACCAAAUGACAAGAGAAAGGCUGAUCACAGGUUAUUGAGUCUACUUUUUGCAGUUCAAGUAUCCCGUGCCAGUUUAAAAGUUACAGCUAUGCUGUCGGUCCAAAAUUGGUCUCUGAUCUGGUUUGGGAGUAAAGCAUCUACGUCCACACGAGACCGGAUAAUUUUGAAAACGCCGGUUUCGUGUAAAAACAACAGGCGUCCACAGGCGUUUUUAAAAAUACCUUCGUCGACAUUAAAACGGGUAUUUGGCCGAAUCUCCUCCUACUGGGCAUGCGCUGGACACGGAAAACAAGCGAAGAGGAAGCGAUAUACUCGGUGCGCGUUUGUCCAGUUACAGACUAGAAAAACUUUAAAGGGAAUUGCCAGACGAAAGACUUGGUGCGCGUUUGUCCAGAAACAUCAUCUACAGCCAUAGUCUCUUCACCGAUGAAAGGGACGACAGCUACAACUAAAUGCAAUAAGGCUUGUUACUGGGCAAAAGUAAAAUUUGCUGUUACCUCGUUUGUUUGCCUUUACUUUUACCAUGGCUUUGUAUUAUUUUGCUGUAUUUAACAUGUGCAAUAAAACGAGUUACUGGGCAAAAGUGACAAUUGCAUCUUUUGAAUGUUUGCACAAGCAAUACAUUAAUAAGCACCUUGUUAAAUGUAUAAAACAUGUCUGCGUCAGUGUUAUCUUGUAUUUCCAUACAAUGUUACAUUAGACUGUUACACAUCUAUUGUCAGAUAUUGUUGUGGUGUUGGAGGUUGCGUUCAAGAAAACAAUGAAAUGCCGCGUCUCCGUCGGCGUUUGUUCCGGCGUCAUGACAGCGUUUUUAAACUUAGCCGGUUACCCCGUACACACUACAACAGCCAACUGGCGUUUUCAGAUUUAAACACUCUAGACAGCGUCUCUGAAAAUCUCUGUUUUCGGGGGAGGAAAACGCCGUUUCAGCGUGGAUGGAGGGUCAAAACGAAGAGAAAAGGCUUCGGUUGCGGAUUUAUCCGGUCUAGUGAGGAUAAUUCCUGUGCUUCACACCUAAGGAGUGCUAAAGAAUUGCAGCUGCAUUCUUUUUCCUGAUCUUUCCGUGGUUUGUGAGUUCAAGAUUGUUACAGAGGAACCUUAUGAAAGUAAUCCAGAUGUAUUCCUGUCAUUUUCUGUUCCCAGGAUAUUUAAAUAUCCAAGUGUUGAGAAGUAUUAACCAUGAUGCAUUGAUCAAGUUGCAUUGAGCCAUUAAGUUCCAUUCAAUCAACACACAUCAAAGUUG